AUGCCCCGCUUACUCAUCAACGGAAAAUCCAUCUUCUAUUUCGACGACCCGCAACUCGAGGGAGGAGCCGCGAAGCAAACCGCCACUCUUUUUAUCCACGGCCUCGGAUCAUCGUCCUGCAUCUAUAAACCCGUGACGCCUCAUCUCACGCAAAUCACGAGAUGCAUUGCGCUUGAUACUCCCGGAUCCGGGCUCUCCCAUCUCGGAUCUUCGCCCCAGAGCGUGGGUACCAUUGCUGAAGAUGCGGUCGCGCUGCUUGAUUUUCUGGAGGUAAAGGAUAAGGUGGUGGUGGUGGGGCAUUCGAUGGGGUGCAUCGUGGCGAGUUAUAUCGCGGCUACGUUUCCAGAUCGCGUGAAAGGGGUUGUGUUGAUGGGGCCGGUAAAUCCAUCACCGGCACUGACAGAGGUGUUUGAGCAGAGGAUUAACGUUGUUCAAAAUGUUGAAUGGCAGAUAUUGACUGCAGCAGAUGGCAUCGAAUAUUUCGCAAACACCAUUCCCACGAGCGCCACAGGACCUAACACCACAUCUCUUCAGCAUGCUUUUAUUCGCGCCUUGAUAAUUGGCACCUCUCCCGAAGGAUAUAUUUCGCUAUGUCGGGUUAUUGCGGAAGCCAAACCGCCAAGAUAUGAUUUGAUCAAAGUCCCACUGGAAAUUCUUGUCGGCGAACACGAUAAAACUGCACCUCGGGAAAUCUCGGAGACUAUUAUGGGAGCUUAUGGGACGCAGAACAAUAACAAGUCCAUCGACGUUCUUGCAAAUGUUGGGCAUUGGUAUUGCGUUGAAAACCCUGAGAGGGUUCAGAGUCUGGUUACCAAUUUCAUUAAGAAACGUGACUGA
Molecule: messenger RNA, 837 nt
Organism: Venustampulla echinocandica
Lineage: Eukaryota; Fungi; Ascomycota; Leotiomycetes; Helotiales; Pleuroascaceae
Exons: 2
Coding region: 1-837 (278 amino acids)
Molecular function (GO): catalytic activity
Source: RefSeq, a predicted model, not a curated record